This is a messenger RNA of Porites lobata, 366 nucleotides long. The record is from the annotation of a GenBank genome assembly. NCBI's taxonomy places the organism in Eukaryota, Metazoa, Cnidaria, Anthozoa, Scleractinia, Poritidae.
AUGGACGGAACCUCACGAUACAUUUUUCAACCUCGGCAACACAAAAAAGGCUCUGUGGAAAGAGGUGAAGUUUGGGAAAGCCUUGCUUGUCACCUUGGAAGAUCGAGUGACCCAAAGUUUCGUGUAACGCAGCGCUCAGUGAAUGAGAGAGACCUGCUUCUUGAAAGGCGCUACAGAAACAAAGUUUCCGAGGACGAAAAGGCCUCAGGAACGUCUCCCGAGCUAAGCAAAGUGGACGUGAUGAUGGAGGAAAUUGUCUCCCUGUUUGAGGAAGCAGACAGGCUUAAUGAUUCGAAGAGGAGAAAAAUUCAAGAAAGAGGCUCUCCAAGCAGAAGAAAUGAGAAACACAAGUUUGGAAACAUUUAA